ACUAAUACCUACCUAGGUACCUACCUACUGGCGAAUUGAAGAGGUUUUACUACCACGCACGCCAAAAUAUUACAACAAAUAUUCCAUAGAAUCAAUUCCACUCACCAGCUCAUCGGAUAAUCCUCAUAUGACUACCUAGGUACAUAACAUAUUACUCAUCCGGACAUUUCGUACCUACGAGGAGGUUACUUUCUACGCACCAACUUACACUCCUAUAUUUCACCUCAUGAUACCCGGACUUCCCUAAAUACAACAUGGCUACUUUAAAACGCUUCAUCGCCAACGCGGACGAGACCUUCCGGACCGUGGAUGCCAAUAAAGAACUCCUAGCCAGUCUCUACCGGAUCACAACACACUAUCCUCCGGUUCAUACAUGUUCCACAGGAUGGAAGUUCGAAGGUUUCUACAACGGACCAACUUCAAUUGCAUAUCUGUUCUACCGACUAUCUCAAAUCUUCCCGGAUAUGGAGUUUAAGCAGCAGUCUCUCCUAGACUGGGCCGAAGCCUACCUUGCUCUAGGCGCCCGUCGGACGAAGAAGGAUCCCUCCCCGAACAACUGUGGAAUCACAAACGAGACCUUAGCCCACCUCUCCCUCACCGCAGUCAUGAAGCGAGACAUCAACAUAGUCCGACAGAUCUGCUCCUUCGCCGCAUAUGUCAACAACUUACAGCUCACCAGCUCCGAUGAGUGGAUGUACGGACGCGCCGGUUACCUGUACUUCCUUCGUCUAUGCGAGACGCUAAUCAAGGAAACCCAGAACCCGGAAUCGAGCACGGCCACUCUCCUCGACAAGACCGUGGAUAACACCAUAACCCGCAUCCUAGCCAACCCCCCGCCGCACUACUGGCACGGCAAGGACUACCACGGCGCCGCCCACGGCACCAUCGGCAUGAUCACGCAGCUCGUGCUCACGCGCCCGUCUAUCGCCGUCGCCCUACACCUCAUGCUCGAGCUAGUCCUCAUCAGGCAAUUCGCCAGCGGCAAUUUCCCCGCCACCGAGGGCUCCCACGUCGACUUCCUCGUUCAGUUCUGCCACGGUGCGCCCGGCAUCAAUAUCGCCCUGCGCUCGCUGCUCCCGCAUUUCUCUGAAAAGGUCCGUGCGAAGAUGGAGGCCGCGAUGAAGAGUGCCGACGAAGAGGUGUGGAGGAGGGGCCUGCUGUCGAAGAACCCGUGCUUGUGCCAUGGCAUCCCGGGUAAUGCGCUGGCGCUUACCGAGGGCGGACAAGAGCGCUUGUUGCACUUCCUGUCGUGGAUGGGUACGGAGGAGUUGGAGAGUAGGGGUUGGUUGGCGCAGGAGGCUCGCGAUGGGGAGGCUGCGGGGUUGUUUACGGGGGAGGCGGGACGUGCGUGGGUUUGGGGCGUUGUGGCGGGGGGUUGGCCGAGGGUGCUUAUUGGGUUUAAUGAUAUUUGAG
Annulohypoxylon maeteangense is the source of this 1413-nucleotide messenger RNA. RefSeq lists its product as uncharacterized. NCBI's taxonomy places the organism in Eukaryota, Fungi, Ascomycota, Sordariomycetes, Xylariales, Hypoxylaceae. Bases 255 to 1412 code for a protein of 385 amino acids. Gene Ontology annotation, biological process: peptide modification; carbohydrate metabolic process. Gene Ontology annotation, cellular component: plasma membrane. The record is from RefSeq and is a predicted model, not a curated record. The transcript has a single exon.